AUGUACUCCAAGUUCUGGCCAAAGGGCGGUCUCCCAGGAAUUCUGCACCAUUAUACUGAAUCCCUCGUCACAUUUGAAUACACCACUGCCGCUGCGCACAAACCCCACAGUCUCCUCUUCGUCGGCGGUCUCGGCGAUGGCCUCGCAACAACAUCCUACAUGGCCGAUCUGGCCAAAGCCCUCCAGCCGACCGAAUGGUCCCUCUUCACCCUAAACCUCACAUCCUCCUACCAAUCCUGGGGCCUCGGCCACCUAGACCGCGAUACGAAUGAGAUCGCAGAAUGCCUCCACUAUAUCAAGGACUACAAGACCGAAAAGUUCGGCGAGGGCAAGAUCGUCAUGAUGGGUCACUCGACAGGUAGUCAGUGCGUGAUGCACUAUCUCUACCGACCAAACCCGCACCUCUCCGCACCAGCCUUUGAUGCUGGUCUCGAGCACGCCGACCGCUUACCCCUGGACGGCGCGAUCAUGCAAGCUCCCGUCUCGGAUCGCGAGGCUGUUCAGCUGUGCAUUGAGCAUGGAUUCGGAAGCAACUCAUCAGAUCAAAUGCGGGAUAUCUGUGAUAAGAUGGAAGCUAUUGCAAAGGAGGCUGUUCGGACGAACAGCAAAUAUGAUACUAUGCUGCCGCUUGAGUUGACUUCAGCUAUUUAUCCCUCCAAUACACCUAUCAGCUGUCGUCGGUUCUUGAGUCUUUAUAGCCCCGAGAGCCCGCACAUUCCCGGAGAGGAUGAUUUGUUCAGUGCGGAUCUGAGUGAUGAGCAAUUGUCGACCACGUUUGGUUUGAUUCAGCAGCAGGGUCUGUUGAAGCACAAGCUGAUGGUCUUGUACUCUGGGGCUGAUCAGGCCGUCCCUGGCUGGGUUGAUAAGGACAAGAACCUGGCCCGCUGGAAGAAUGCCCUUAAUCACGGCGAUAAAUUCCAGAUGUGGGAUGAUAAGCACAGUGCUAUUAUCCCGAACGCUUCUCAUGCGCUGAGCAACGAUGACCAGGCCGAGCCCCGGAAGUUCCUUGUUGGCAAAGUUAUGGGAUACCUGGAAACGGCUCUUACCAAAUAA
Messenger RNA from Penicillium verhagenii, 1053 nucleotides. It is a transcript of the gene sidJ, whose product is annotated as putative siderophore biosynthesis lipase/esterase. Bases 1 to 1053 code for a protein of 350 amino acids. Lineage: Eukaryota; Fungi; Ascomycota; Eurotiomycetes; Eurotiales; Aspergillaceae. The transcript is spliced from 2 exons. The record is from RefSeq and is a predicted model, not a curated record.